CGUCACUCGCGUCUGGCUAGCAGCUCCCCGCUGCCCCGCGCUGGGCGGGCUGGCAUCAGGCCCGGGGAAAGCGGAACAGUAGUUCUGUGUGGCACUGUUUGUGGUGAAGAGAAAGGAAGAAGGAGAAGAGAAAAACUGCACGGGAUCUAUGGAGGUCUUCCCAUAGGCCUGCAGUGGGGCUGUUCACCAAUGGAAGCAAGGAAAAGAGGAGACCACUGGCCUGGGACCAUGGAGAUCUGCCUGUGUGACUGCUGCAAGGCUUGAGAUCACUGGAAGCAAAGAAACAAAGAGGAAAUUGUUCCUUAUCAGUAGAGACUGGUAAGAAGGUCCAACGAUCUCAUGAGUUUAUGUAUCUACUCUAGGAUUUAUCACCAAACCAGAGAAAGAAAGAGGAGGGAACUGCCUUAGACUAUUACAGGUCCACCUCUAGUGGCAGCUGUAGUGGCCUUAGAGUGGCUGAAGACCAGCGCCCUCACAGAUCUACAUCAAGACCUACCACCCUAUUCCCCCAGCCCAAGUGUUGAUUCCCUAAUAAAAGCCCUUCACGCUGAAAUCUGUCUCUGAGUCUGCUCCCUGGGAAGCCAACCUGCAACAGUCGGUACAAGAAGAGGUGCAAGAAAGCAAACACUGUGACGAAAUUUUGGAGAUGAAUCACCUGCUGCCAAGCUGGCAAUGAGGAUUUCAUCAUUGGUGGUUUGCAGGACAUAGUGCACUUGGAGGCAAGAAAGAGAAGGAAGAAACUGCCUGGACCUCUGUGGGUGUACGUGAGGGAGCCACUGCUCCCAGGACAUCUGGAAGGGCAGGAGUGGUGGUGUUUUCUGUGCUGCAGCAAAGCCAGUCAGCCGUAGCCGAAGACUCUGCUCCCCUGUGGGCCAGAGCAGACCUGUUCAGUGCCUAGGUUAAGAGAUUCUCCCAGGCUGUACCAUGGGCCGCACUCGGGAAGCUGGCUGCGUGGCUGCUGGUGUUGUCAUCGGGGCUGGUGCCUGCUACUGCGUGUAUAGACUGACCUGGGGAAGAGAUGAGAAUGAGAAAAUCUGGGAUGACGACCAGGAGUCCAGUGACACGUCAGAGGCUGCAACUGAGACUGGAAAAGGAGUAAAGGCUAACAUUGGGGCAGGGUCUGGGGCCAAAGUUCAGGGUUACUCGAACGCCAAAGCUGAGGUGAGUUUGGGACUUGAGAGUGGAGCAGGUGUUAAAGAGGAGUCCCGCUCAGCAUCUCAGAGUGGAGGUGGCCUAGAGGCCAAGGCCAAAGCCCUUUUCAGUACACUGAAGGAACAGGCAAGCGCAAAGGCAGGCAGAGGGGGCAGGGUGGGUACCAUCUCUGGGAACAGGACCCUGGGACCAAGUUUACCUUGCCCAGGAGGCAGGGGUGGAGGCUGCCACCCCUCCAGGAGUGGGGCUAGGGCUGGGGGCAGGUCAAGUGGAAAAUCCAAGGGAAAGACCCGAAGUAAGAGCACCAGGACUCCAGCUACAACAUGGCCUGUCCGCAGGGGCAAGUUCAACUUUCCUUAUAAAAUUGAUGAUAUUCUGAGUGCUCCUGACCUUCAAAAGGUCCUUAAUAUCCUAGACAGAACAAAUGAUCCUUUUACUCAAGAAGUAGCCUUGGUCACUCUGGGUAACAAUGCAGCAUAUUCAUUUAAUCAAAAUGCCAUACGUGAAUUGGGUGGUGUCCCGAUUAUUGCAAAACUGAUAAAAACAAAAGAUCCUAUUAUUAGGGAAAAGACUUACAAUGCCCUUAAUAACUUGAGUGUGAAUGCUGAAAAUCAGGGCAAAAUUAAGACGUAUAUCAGUCAAGUGUGUGAUGACACCAUGGUCUGUCGCUUGGACUCAGCUGUGCAGAUGGCUGGUCUAAGACUGUUAACCAACAUGACUGUGACUAAUCAUUACCAACAUUUGCUUUCCUAUUCUUUUCCAGACUUUUUUGCUUUGUUAUUCCUGGGAAAUCACUUCACCAAGAUACAGAUUAUGAAACUAAUUAUAAACUUCACCGAAAAUCCAGCUAUGACGAGAGAACUAGUCAGUUGUAAAGUACCAUCAGAAUUGAUUUCCCUCUUUAAUAAAGAAUGGGAUAGAGAGAUUCUUCUUAAUAUCCUUACUCUAUUUGAGAAUAUAAAUGACAACAUAAAAAGUGAAGGGCUUGCAUCAUCCAGGAAGGAAUUCAGCAGAAGUUCACUUUUUUUCUUAUUCAAAGAAUCUGGAGUUUGUGUCAAGAAAAUCAAAGCAUUAGCAAAUCACAAAGAUCUGGUGGUGAAAGUAAAGGUCCUAAAAGUAUUAACCAAACUCUAAUUUGGAGUCUAUUCCAAACAGUGUGGCGGCAACCUUUUAAGUUUGCACCUGCAAACUCUGUAUUUUGUAAAUCUUUGCUUGCACUCUGCUUAUGUGGCAAAGAGAUCCUUUCAGCUACUAUUUUGGAAUAAUGAGUAUCAUAGAUCCUCAACAGUGAUUGGUGCUGGUUGUGAUGGUUCAUUUAGGCUGGACCCUUUUAAGAUGCCAGAUGAAUAUUAGAGCUUGUACAAAGAAUGAAUUUGUUGAUUUGACCUUGUUAUGUUGAUUUGAUCUUGCUACUUAAAUUGCGAUAUUUGUACUCUUUUUUUUCUACCUAAACUGACAGCAAGUUAAUUGUACAUCAUAAAUAAGCUGUACUUUUGUAUUGGUUUACUUUUGUUAAUCUAAGACUG
Molecule: messenger RNA, 2678 nt
Organism: Otolemur garnettii (small-eared galago)
Lineage: Eukaryota; Metazoa; Chordata; Mammalia; Primates; Galagidae
Gene: ARMCX1
Product: armadillo repeat containing, X-linked 1
Exons: 9
Coding region: 925-2286 (453 amino acids)
Cellular component (GO): mitochondrion
Molecular function (GO): protein binding
Source: RefSeq, a predicted model, not a curated record